UUUGGUGAAGAGCGGAGAGAACUACAAGAGAGUGGGGGCUGGACUCGUGGGUUUAUCGAUAAAUCAACCCUUUUUCCUAACUGUUGGAUCUGAUGCAGCCCCAUUCUAAUGCCAAAGAUUUGAGGUUUGGUACGAGGCUUUUAGUCAUGGAAGGAGACGCAGCAGACACUCAGGCAAGUUCAGAAUUCCAAGCGAAGGCAGUUGACGUCCGAGAAAGUGAUGUCAACCCAGCAAUGGCCUCUUCCAUUAAGGUGGAAGGAGAGAUUGUAAUAAAUGGGGGCUUGAAACAUGAGAAAAAAGGCGAAAGCAAAGAAGAAGAGGAAGAGACUGCUCUUGACGGAGGAUUCAUAAAAGUAGAAAAGGAAACAGUAGAUGUAAAGGAUGGUGCCCACAAAACUGAAGGAGAAGCCACCUCAGAAGAAGGAGGUAGCUCUGCUUUAGACAGAAGUUCAAGCAAUCUGAUGGCAAACAGAGAUUUAUUAGAAUCCCAAGAGAAAGUGAAGGAACUUGAGUUGGAAUUAGAAAGAGUGGUUGAAGCAUUGAAGCAUUCUGAAUCAGAAAACACUCAUUUGAAGGAGGAACUUCUACUUACCAAGGGGAAAUUGGAUGGAAGUGUGAAGCUCUGUGAAGACCUUGAGGUCAACAAGAAAAGGGUUGAGGAACAGAUCUUACAAAAUGAGGAGAGGUACAAUUUACAGAUCAACACUCUGCAAGAGGCACUGCAAGCCCAUGAGGAAAAACACAAGGACCUGAUCAAUGUAAAAGAGGCAUUUGAUGGUCUAACUUUUGAACUUGAGAACUCACGAAAGAAGGUGCAAGAAUUGGAGCAAGAACUGCUGUUAUCAGUAGGUGAGAUGAAGAAGUUUGAGGAGCUGAGUAAGCAAAGUGAUUCAUAUGCUGAAUCAGAGACAAAGAAGGCCUUAGAAUUUGAGAGGUUGCUAAAAUUGGCAAAAGUAAAUGCACAAGAAAUGGAAGUUCAGAUGGCUUCCCUACAAGAAGAAGUUAAGGGUCUGUAUGAAAAGAUUGCUGAAAAUGAGCGUGUUGAAGAAUCACUUCGGACUACUGCUGCAGAGCUUUCUGGAGUUCAAGCAGAACUGGAGAUUUCAAGAGCACAGAAACUAGAUUUGGAGAAGAUGCUUUCUUCCAAGGAAGCUAACAUAAAUGAACUGACUAAAGAACUGGAUCUGCAUAAAACUUCUGAAGCACAGAUGAAGGAAGAUAUACUGGCUCUAGAGAAUCUGUUCUCUUCAGUGAAAGGAGAUCUUCAGGCAAAGAAUGAUGAAUUGGAAGAAAUCAAGUUGAAGCUGCAUGAGGAAGUGAAGAGUAGGGAGCUGGUUGAAGUUGAUUUGAGAAGCCGGGAAACACAAAUAUCAAGUGUACAAGAAGAAUUGGCUAAAGUGAUUGUAGAGAAAGAAACUCUGGAAGCAACUGUCGCAGAUCUUAAUAGUAUGGUUAUGCAAACGAAAGAGUUGUGUGGUGAUCUUGAGAACAAAUUGAAGCUAUCAGAUGAGAAUUUCUGUAAAUCAGAUUCUCUUCUGUCUCAGGCUUUGUCGAGUAAUGCAGAGCUGGAACAGAAGUUAAAGUCUCUUGAGGAGCUCCAGCAAGAAUCGGGUACUUUAGCUGCUACUGCUACACAAAAAAACCUUGAACUUGAGGAUAUCAUCAAAGCUUCAAAUGCAGCAACAGAAGAAGCAAAAUUACAGCUAAGAGACACUGAGAUGAGACUGAUAUCUGCAGAACAGAAGAAUGUGGAGCUUGAGCAACAGCUAAACUUGGUGGAGCUAAAAAGUAAUAAUGCUGAAAGAGAGCUGAAAGAAUACUCUCAGAAAACAUCUGAACUAACAGCUAUACUGGAAAGGAUUGAAGAAGAAAAGACAUUGUUGAAAAGCCAUGUGCAAGAGUAUGAAGGUAAGAUAACCCAAUUGGAAUCUUUUCUAAACCAGGCAUCUUUGAGGAGUUCAGAUCUCGAGUUAGAAUUGAAGAAUGUUUCUGAGAAAUGUUCUGAACAUGAGGACAGAGCCAAUACAAGCCAUCAACGCAGCAUUGAACUCGAAAACUUGAUUCAGACAACUCACUCCAAAGUGGAAGAUGCUGGAAAAAAGGUUGUUGAAUUAGAAUCAUUAUUGCAAGCUGCAAAUCACAGAGCAGAGGAGCUUGAAGAACAAAUAAACACACUAAAAGUGAAAUACAAUGAUGCAGAACUAGAAUCUAAUCAAUUCUCCUCCAAGGUCUCUGAACUUACAGCAGAACUAGAGACUUUCCAGACAAAAGCAUCAGGACUUGAAAUUUCACUGCAAGCAUCAGAUGAAAAGGAGAGGGAAUUGAAAGAAUUCUUGAAUGUAAUUACAGAAGAAAAAAGAAAGUCUGACGAGGAAUUAAUCAGUUCAACGAAGAAGCUUGCUGAAGCUGAAAAUCUGCUGGAGGUCUUGCAGAAUGAACUUAAAUCAACCCAAGAAAAAUUGGAGAACAUUGAGCAAGAACUUAGGGUUUCUGGAAUUAAGGAGAAUGAGGUAUUGGAGAAGCUUAAAUCUGCCGAGGAGCAGUUAGAGCAACAAGGAAAAUUAAUAGAACAGGCAACCACAAGAAACACAGAGCUUGAGGCAUUACAUGAAUCUCUUGUCAGGGAUUCAGAGCUAAAACUCCAAGAAGCAAUGGUACACUUCACCAAUAAGGAUUCUGAGACUAAAUCUCUCUAUGAGAAACUGAAGAUUCUCGAAGAUGAAUCAAAGACAUAUGAAGAGAAGGCUGCUAAGGAAACCGAGAAAUCGAAUUCUUUGAAAGUUGAAUUGGAUCAGAGUUUGGUGAAGCUGAUGGCUCUGGAAAGUACAAUUGAUGACCUCAAGGCAAAGAUCUUGGAAGUUGAAGAUAGAGCUGCUCAGUCUUUCUCAGAAAAUGAACUGCUAUCUCAGACGAAUUUACAGCUCAAGACAAAAGUAAAUGAGCUUCAGGAAUUUCUAAAUUCUGCUUGUGAUGAAAAGGAAGCCACUGCUCAAAUGCUUGCUUCUCACUUGAACACCAUAGCUGAAUUAACUGAUCAGCACUCAAGAGUCUCUGAACUUCAAUCUGAAACUGAAUUUCGUGUGAAGGAAGCAGAAAGACAAUUACAAGAAUCGAUUGAGCGAUACGCUCUAAAAGAUUCAGAAGCUAAAGACUUGACUGAAAAGCUAACUGCACUGGAAAUCCAAGUAAGAAAAUUUGAAGAACAGGCUCAUGAAUUAUCUGCUCUUUCUGAAACUCAAAAAGCUGAGUUAGAAGGUUCUUUGUUGAAACUAAAGAAUUUGGAAAGUGAUUUUGAAGAAAUGAGAACUAAGGCAAGUCACUACGAAAAGGAGAGUGAAGGACUAGCUGAAGUAAACUUACAACUCAAAAUGAAAGUAAAUGAGCUUCAGGAACUGCUAGCUUCUGCAUCUGAUGAAAAGGAAGUCACUGCUCAAAUACUGGCUUCUCACAUGAACACCAUAGCUGAAUUAACUGAUCAGCAUUCAAGAGUGUCUGAACUUCAAUCUGAAACUGAAUGUCGUAUCAGGGAAGCAGAAAAACAAUUACAAGAAUCCAUAGAGCAAUACAUUCAAAAAUAUUCAGAAGCUAAAGACUUGAAUGAAAAGCUAAUUGCACUGGAAAUCCAAGUAAGAAAACUUGAAGAACAGGCUGAUGAGUCGUGUGCUCUUUCUGAAGCUCAAAAGGCUGAGUUAGAAGAGGCUUUGUUGAAACUAAAGCUCACGGAAAGUUCUUUUGAAGAAAUGAAAACUAAGGCAACUCAUUUUGAAAAGGAGAGCGAAGGACUAGCUGAGGCAAAUCUGAAACUUACUAGGGAACUGGAAGCUUAUGAAUCUAAUUUGAAAGAACUGCAAACAACAUUUUCAGCAAUUCUAACUGAGAAGGAUGAUGCAGUUGAACAUCUUCAAUCUUCAAAGAAGUAUAUAGAAGAUUUGAAACAACAGCUUUCUUUGGAAGGACAACAACUUCAAUCUCAGGUAGCUUCAGUAAUGGAAGAGAACAGCCAGCUUAAUGAAAAAUACCAUAGUGCGAAAAAAGAACUUGAAACAGAGAGAGUGCAGCUAGAAGAGCACAAGGAAAGGGAAAGCAUUCUAAAGGUUGAGUUAGAAAAUCUUAAGGCACACAUCACUGAGAACUUUGUGGUGCAAACUCGUGUUGCUGAACUUGAAGAACAAUUAAGGUUGGCUGAGUCUCGGCAGAAGGAAGAGGUUGAAAGUGUUCGAUCUAUGGCUGCUGAAAAGGAGGAAAAGCUAGUUUCUGAAUUGCAGGAAUAUGCACAUAAACUUUGUGAUAAAGAAGCUCUACAUGAACAAGUGCAGCAACUUCAGAAGGAGUUAAAGCUUUCUCAAAAUAUCAUAGCUGAAAAGGAUGAAGAGAAACAGAGAAAUUUAUCUCUUUUCAAUGAGGAGUUGGAAAUUUUGAAGAAGAAGUCAAGUCAGGAUGCUGAAUUAGAAAAGAAGAUUGAAGAGGAGAGAAAUUUAGCUAUUGUCAAUGCUGAAUUGGAUGAUUUGAAGAAGAAACAUAGUCAGACUGCUGAGCUAGAAAAGAAGAUUGAGGAACUUGAGAACAAGUUGAAGUUGGGAAAUAACUCCAGUGUUCAGGGUGACUUGAGAAGUCCUGCUGAAUUUAAGGAUGGACUAGAGGUGAAAUCCAGAGACCUUGGUUCAACUAUCUCAACUCCAUCAAAAAGGAAGAGUAAGAAAAAAUCCGAUGCUGCAUCUCCUCAAGCAUCACCAUCUUCAGGAGGAAUUCAUCCCGCAGCCCCUCAGAUUUCAUCUGCCAUGUCCUUUAAGUUCAUCUUGGGAGUAGCAUUGGUGUCUGUGAUCAUUGGCGUUAUUCUGGGGAAGCGCUAUUAACUUUGGCCAUGUUUUCUUUUAUUCUCUAUAGUUAGUGUUUAUUAUUUAUUUUUUUUCAAAAAAAAAAACUCAAAAAAAGAAGUAUGGUAGUGUGUAAUUAGUUAAGGUCUUGAAGUUGGUCAAGGGAUUUGUUUUUAUUCUAUCCCUACCAGUUUGCGGCACUAUACAAUCUGGUUGUUGUAUUCAAGUUUGUGUAUUAUUUUUGUGAGUUUAUACUGCAAAUGCUUCUGAGUUCUCAUCUUUGAGAGACUGAGCUGUUGCUGUUGGUUGAGCAUUGUACAAGGUUCUGGGACUGGGAGGACACUUAAAGCCCACCUGACUUGUUGUAUAGGAGCCAUUGCUUGCUUGGUACAAUGGUAAAAUCUUGGGCUUGACAAGUGUGAGGAGAGGUUGGAGUCCGACUGUCUGAGCCACUCCCAUGACCCCAUAUUUGAUCUGAAGUUUUGGUAAAUAAUUCAGCUGUACUACCAAUCCAAACUGGAAACAAUUGUUGUUAGAAAAAGGUAUCACCAGUUGCUAAAAAUCCAACAUCAAGUAAACAAAUCCAUCGCGUUUCUAUUUGAUGUAUAUACAGACUACAGUAUAUUGCUUUGCCAGUUUAGUUACAGGGAAUGGUCUUAUAUAAGAUGUCUAUUGUACUGAUUUAUUUUGGACGGAACUGAAAAUUUUCCUAUGAAGAAAUGGAAAGUAGUUGCUCUCAUUCA
Nelumbo nucifera (sacred lotus) is the source of this 5557-nucleotide messenger RNA. The record is from RefSeq and is a predicted model, not a curated record. Lineage: Eukaryota; Viridiplantae; Streptophyta; Magnoliopsida; Proteales; Nelumbonaceae.